This is a messenger RNA of Mycetomoellerius zeteki, 3422 nucleotides long. RefSeq lists its product as uncharacterized. The record is from RefSeq and is a predicted model, not a curated record. The transcript is spliced from 3 exons. Lineage: Eukaryota; Metazoa; Arthropoda; Insecta; Hymenoptera; Formicidae. The coding region runs from base 158 to 3082 and encodes 974 amino acids.
UAUAGAAGACACCGUUGAUGGCAGUCAACUUCUCGAAGGCAUCGACCGGUCGAGAGAAUCCGCAGCCCUGCGAUCGGCGGUCUAAAGUGAAACGUGCGAAAGACGACGAGGGGCGAUUUGCAAUUACGACGGGUGUCGGGGGAAACAAGCGAUCGGGAUGUUCGACGUGUUGGUGCCGGGAAAACUCGUCUUAACCUUACGAUCGACACCACCCUUCCUGGCUGAGAGCGCCUUCGCUUUAGCCCUGACGAUCUUGUUAGCGACGCCGUUGAUCGUGCGCGUUUACUUCCUCCUUGACAAGCCGUUGAGAGGCCUGACGAAGACCCCACGAAGGUAUCGCCGUCGCUACGAUCGUUUCAAUCGAUCGUUAUUGAUGCAUUAUCCGGCUACAAUCAAAUUGGCCGACUCCACAUCGAGUUCCAACUUGCAUCCGGAAUCCGCCCGCAGGAUCAAUUCCACGCCGACUCUACAAAGCAACAGCGGUACCUCGAAGAGUUCUAGUCGACGUGGGAUUCGAGUCGACCGGAAGAUCGGAGAUAGCGGAUCAAAAAUACGGAUAAGUUCAUCCUCGGAUCGUCCUUCGUCCUUCGUGGACUCACGACAUCCGAUAAUUGACAUAUCGAACCUCGAUUACAAAGCCUAUCGUUACAAACUGAUCGAAGCUACCCUGAGAAAGCAGUACGACGACUUCCAGCCGCCGGGCGACGUCGUCUUGAAUUCGCUGCAUCUGAACUCGGCCGACUCGGUAAUUGGCAUACGAUUGAACGAUCGAUACGAUCACAGUCUUUUCGAUUUUGUGGAGGAGUAUUACGACGUCGCCGAUGCAACGAGUCGGAAGAACGUCGAGCGUCUUCAUCCGCUGGACCAUUUCUUGUCGAGAGGCAUGAGAAGACCGCGGACCAGCGAGAAGGAAACGGAAACGAUUUCUGACAAUGGUAUCGAUCGCGAAAACAGCAGAAAUCAUCUUCCAGAAAACGUCGACAGCAAUCUUUCGAAACUGCCCAGCAUAGACGAUAAUGGGAAUCCGUGCAUUCGAGCGUCACUGGAUGACGUUUCUGAGAUCGCGACGAGCAAUCGAGAUUCAAAAUCGGGAGAGCCGAUUUUGAGAGGGUCGAUUCCGACGCGAGCUCGUAAAUGUGCCGAUAAAGCGACACUUGGACACGACGCGGAAGAUGACUGUCCGCAAUUCGCCGGUUCUAGAAGCAGAAAGGGAACUUGGACGAGAAACGAUCGACCAGCGAGCGCUGGAAAUACUUCGAAGAUCUUCACGUUAUCACGCGUUGCUACAUCGCUGAAAAGACGGGAAGCUACGGGAUCACCGAGACCGAGGACGAGCGCGGGUCGUUCACGCGAAUCCAAGAAAAAAUUGGAAGAUUACCCAUUCGCCGUGUUCCCAUUGUCGAGCAAACGUCGCGCGGAAAGGGUGGCGGGAGGGAGGUCAAAUUUUAUUUCGGUGAGCUCCAGCGAGAUUGCCAGCAUCCGCAGCGAAUCCAGCCAACGCCUGGAGGACGAAAUGUCAUGUCGCUCGCGCGAGUCAUCGAUCAGUCCCAGGAACCGUGUGUCGUCGCGUCCCCCUUGGAUGUCGGGGAACCGAAGGACCUCCUUCAACAGGAAAUACGGAGGAAAUAUUACGGAGAUUUCCGCCGCGAGGGUUGCGAGACCGAUGUCGGCGCGCGGAAGCGGUCUACCGGGACAGAAAUUGACAGUUUCGGCUCGAGGACGUUCGAAGGAAUCCUCGACAACAUCGACGAACCGUAAUCCGGCGUUGUCCAGAAAAGCGGCGAGUUUCGUUGCGUCACGGGAAAGAGAAUUUACCGGGAUGAUGACCGAGCAACAGCGCGGAGAGAAUUUCACGACACGGCCGCGUAGGCAGCGGAGUAAAUCAAAGGAUGUCGGAAGCGUCAUGGUGAAAGAUAAUGAAGAGGAACGAACUUUGAAGACUAUCGAUUCGCCUCCGGGGGAAAAAAUGUCCGCCAGCAGAACGGCGAUCUUGACAAUGCCCGACAAUGCCUCUUUGUCGUUUUUGUCGUCUGCAACACGGACGCUGAGUCGCCCGAGGAAGCGCUCGUCCCCAACCGCUUUCUUCGCUAAUGCACCUGUAACUGAAAGCGAAACUUGGGCGACAAAGGAACCAGAAUUAAUAACGAGCCGAUCCGGCACCGACGCUGCGAGAGAAAGGCCGGUAUCCAGGAAUAAUGCGCUAAGACUCGAGCCCGAGUCGCCAUCCGUGGAAGAUAGACGGGAGAACCGGACGAAAUUAAAUCGCGGUGAAGGAAGGCGACGGUUAAGAAGCGCGGAGAAUCCCUCGAAAGGCGUGUCGCUAAGCCCGCAGAUUGAAUUAUCCGCCGAAGUGUUAAACCCGGGCGACGAUACCGAUAAAUCCGCGAUCCCCGACAGCGAGAAAUUCGCGGGGCUUACGUCCCGGAUCGAUUCGCGGGAGAAUACAGGAAUAGCCCGGAGAAGCGACGAGAUUGAAGCCAGAAGCGCGAAAACGGAAAACGGCGUAAAAUCUAACAGCACCAACGACAUCGCUCGAUCGAGACUGCCGAAAAUUAUACGAAAUCUACGAACGAGACCCGCCAGCGUGAACAAUCUUUCCGAGAACCUGCACGGACCCGUUGCGGCUUCGCAUCCGGUACUGCGGGAUGCAAAUUCCGAGACGAAAAGCGGAUUAAACGGCAUGAAAUUGAAUACUCGAUCAAACGGCACGGUCGACGAAAUGAGAUACGAUGAAUCUCCGUCCGCGGAGGCGUCAUCUCUCGCGCAGGAUGAUGUCACGGGGCGCGGUGCCGAUGAGGAAUUGCAACUUCCGCGACACGAUUCGAAAAUAGGACUCGCGAUGAAUUCCGCUCUCAAGAGAUAUAUUAAGAUGCUGAAACAGGGCCUCCGGAAUCACGGCGAUAAAGACGGCGUCGCUCUGGCGUCCCUGAGCCUCUCCGACGCCAUAUCCAUCCUGUCGGAGCAGAGAACACCGCUGUCAUCCGAGGAGAUACAGGAGUUGCAAACCGUGCUGGAUAGAAUCGAAAGAAAUCCCGAGUUGUUGUGCAAACUAUCGUACCCCAGUAUGGAAAGCGUUGCAUGAAAAUACAUAUCUUGUUGAUACCAACGUUAAUAUUUACAUCAUGUUUUAAUGUAAUUAGUCUUUGUUACAAAACGAUUCACAGUUAUGGUUCGUUGCACGCUAAACCGGGCGUAACGAAUUUUCAAAUGUAAACUCGUUUAAAUCGAAACGGUGGGAGUUAAAACAAAGCGCCUCGCGAAAUAAUUGGCAAACAGAUAAAAUCGCGAUCGACGUUUAUAUUUCUGCUGGCGUUAUUAUUAUCGUCAAAUUGCAUGUAUACCAUAAUAACAAACGUUAAAUACGAUUGAAAAUAACACGAUUUUGCAGCCGCGACAAAACUUGCUAAAAAUCCGGCAAAAAU